AUGGCAGAACAGAUGCCAGGAGCGGCGUUCGUCAGCUUUGAGCGCGAGAAGAUGACAGCCGAAGUUUACAAGCACUUCAAGGAGAAGCAGCGAAACACAUUCACUUGCUGUGGUUUGACGCCCUUCACCAGCAGUGACUCUUUUGAUUUGGUACGAUCAGGCGCCGUGGUCACCUAUGCGCCUUAUCCGUAUGACAUCAACUGGCUCAACAUUGGAAUCGACACAAAGCUUGUCAGCUUACGCAAACUGUGCCUUUCAAUGCUGCUGUUUAUGAUUUUCUUUUUCCUAUCAACGCCUUCAAUACUGCUAAAGUAUUUGGAGUUUGUGGCCAGCAAGGAGAAAAUUGAUCGGGGAAUUGGUCGUUUUGGCUCCACGCUCACCGACUUUAUUAGCCCCUUCAUGUUGAUGAUGUGCGCCACCAUUCUGCCGUCCAUCGUCACCUAUGCCUGUCAAAUGAUUCCCUACAAGACCAUUUCAGCGUUGAACCACGCAGUGAUGGCAAAAGUUUUUGCUUUCCUGCUCAUGAUGAUUCUCAUUCUGCCUUCGGCCGGAUUUUUCAGCAUCAACGCCAUGCUGGAUGAUAUCCUGAGCCCAAAUAGUGCAAACCGAAAGUUUCGUUGGAACUGUCUAUUUCCCGUCGACAAUGGUUGGUAG
Molecule: messenger RNA, 654 nt
Organism: Rhagoletis zephyria (snowberry fruit fly)
Lineage: Eukaryota; Metazoa; Arthropoda; Insecta; Diptera; Tephritidae
Source: RefSeq, a predicted model, not a curated record